This is a messenger RNA of Telopea speciosissima, 1447 nucleotides long. Its product is annotated as aspartate carbamoyltransferase, chloroplastic. NCBI's taxonomy places the organism in Eukaryota, Viridiplantae, Streptophyta, Magnoliopsida, Proteales, Proteaceae. Gene Ontology annotation, molecular function: aspartate carbamoyltransferase activity; amino acid binding. The record is from RefSeq and is a predicted model, not a curated record. The transcript has 6 exons. The coding region runs from base 64 to 1272 and encodes 402 amino acids. Gene Ontology annotation, biological process: amino acid metabolic process; 'de novo' pyrimidine nucleobase biosynthetic process.
CUAAGAUUUGAUAUAUUUGUUACUUUCCAGGGACUGUAGAAGUUGGGUUUACCUGCUUACGCAAUGUCUUCAUCUCCUGUUUAUCCUUGUACCCUGCAUAAGGGUGCAGUUGGUUUUAGAGUAGCAGCUAUUUCUGCAACAAAAUGCCACCAACAGUUAUGGCGAUCUUUUUCUGGUCUCCCAUGUAAACCAUCACCUAUUUCUAUAUACCCAACGCACUCAGGGUUCUUUCCUGAGAAGCGAUUGCUGUGGGGACAUACUGGAAGAAGCUUACCAAUUGAUGGAAACCAGUGUGAGGCAGUAAGCUUUGAAAAAUCAUGUUCAUUUCAAGUAGGGGAAAAGUUUCAACUCGGUGAUGUGAUUGAGGCACAACAGUUUGACAGAGAUAUAUUGAGUGCCAUAUUUGAAGUGGCGCGUGAGAUGGAGAACAUUGAGAAGAACUCUUCUAGAAGCAAGAUUUUGAAGGGCUAUCUAAUGGCUACUCUUUUUUAUGAACCUUCAACAAGAACUAGGCUUUCCUUUGAGUCUGCCAUGAAGCGUUUGGGUGGUGAAGUUUUGACAACGGAAAAUGCGCGUGAGUUUUCAUCAGCAGCAAAAGGAGAAACCCUGGAAGAUACUAUAAGAACCAUUGAAGGGUACUCGGAUAUUAUAGUGAUGAGGCAUUUUGAAAGUGGUGCUGCCAGAAGGGCAGCAGCUACAGCAAGCAUUCCUGUUAUUAAUGCUGGGGAUGGUCCAGGGCAGCAUCCAACACAGGCACUUUUGGAUGUAUACACCAUUGAAAGAGAGAUAGGGAAAUUAGAUGGCAUCAAAGUUGGACUUGUUGGGGAUCUUGCUAAUGGGAGGACUGUCCGAUCGCUGGCUUAUCUGCUAACCAAGUACCAAGAUGUGAAAAUCUACUUUGUCGCACCAGAUGUAGUAAAGAUGAAAGAUGACAUAAAAGACUAUCUGACGUCAAAGGGGAUUCAAUGGGAAGAAAGUGAUGAUCUGAUGGAAGUAGCUUCUAAGUGUGAUGUGGUCUAUCAGACACGUAUUCAGCGAGAAAGAUUUGGGGAGAGAAUUGGCCUGUAUGAAGAAGCCCGAGGGAAGUAUAUUGUUGAUCGAGAUGUGUUGCGCAGAAUGCAAAAGCAUGCUGUUGUCAUGCAUCCCCUCCCAAGGCUUGAUGAGAUAACUGUUGAUGUUGAUGCGGAUCCAAGGGCUGCAUACUUUAGACAGGCCAAGAAUGGUCUCUAUAUCCGGAUGGCUCUUUUGAAGCUUCUGCUAGUUGGUUGGUGAGGAUGGAUGAGAAACAUACUUACCCUCCCCCCUCCCCCUUUUUAAAUAAACAGCUAAUGCUUCUCUACUUUAUGGUAACACAUGGACAAAACAAGAUAUAUUUUUGAUAAAUAGAAAUCCCAAAAAAAGGUUUGGGCUUCUAACAGUUUUGUGUUUGUUACUGAGCUUAUUCCAG